Molecule: messenger RNA, 1100 nt
Organism: Rhodamnia argentea
Lineage: Eukaryota; Viridiplantae; Streptophyta; Magnoliopsida; Myrtales; Myrtaceae
Exons: 9
Coding region: 54-923 (289 amino acids)
Source: RefSeq, a predicted model, not a curated record
CGCACUUCUCCAUUUCGGCGUGAGUGCAUCGACGAACUCGCGCAUGGAGGGAGAUGGCAAAGGCCAACAUGGAGCAGCAACGUCCGAAGCCUAAACCUCUCGCCUUGCUCUUCGUCUCCCUAUCGCUCUACCUUCAAUUUAGUCGAGCCUAUUCAAGCUCGCUUUCUCUGCAAGUGAAACAAGGUUUUCAAGGGUCUGCAGCUGCUAGAGGCUUGAAGCAAGAUCAGGGGAAUAUUCAUGAACAUGAAAUACACUGUUCGAGAGAGCGGAGCAGAGCCGCAUCAAAAGUAAUGGAGGAGUAUCUGAUGCCCUUUAUAGAAAGAGAGAGGUAUCAGCUUCCAAAUAAGUGUAGGCUUCACCCUGAUUAUAACUUAUACAGAGAUCAGGAGCAACAUAAGAUCCAUGUGGAUAUAAAUGAAUGGCGAUGUGGGUAUUGCCGAAAGAGCUUCUAUGAAGAAAAAUUUCUCGAUCAGCAUUUUGAUAACAGACACUAUGAUUUGCUAAAUGUGAGUCAAGGAAAAUGCUUGGCAGAUUUAUGUGGAGCAUUGCAUUGUGACCUUAUGAUGGAUUCCGUGCAGAAGAAGACUAAGUGUAAUCCUGCUGCUGCAGUGAGAAAUAAACAUUCAUGCGAGAGCUUAGCAGAUAGCUGCUUUCCAGUCAAAGAAGGUCCUUCAGCGAGCCGUCUACAUGAAUUCUUCUUGCGCCAAUUCUGUGAUGCCCAUACUUGCAACGGACGUCAAAAGCCCUUCUCUAAGGGUCGCAGAGAGAGAAGAAGCAUAUUCUUCAUCUCCAUGUCGCUUCUGGUUCUCUUGCUGUUGCCACUUUUCUAUCUUUUCGUUUACUUGUAUCAAAGGGGAAUAAGAAGAGGUACACAAGAUUUGAGGCGCGUCACAGAGAGCACAAGGAAGAAAAAACCAUCUUGAGUUCGUGGGUUUACAACCUCUUUAAGCAUGAUAUUGACCUUUUCUUCCCUUUCUUUCUGUAAUAUUGGAUUUCGCAUUAGAACCCAACGUAGUUGUGGGGUUAAUCAACACCCAGGUUGGGUGUGUUUUGACUCCCAUUUGUUUCCUAGUAGGUUAUUUGGUAAAAAAAAGGAAAAG